AUGGUGCUGCUCAUAGCCAUGGCCUUUGACCGAUAUGUUGCCAUAUGUAAGCCUCUUCACUACCUGACUGUCAUGAGCCCAAGGAUGUGCACCUUCUUUUUAGUGGCUGCCUGGAUGACAGGCCUUAUCCACUCUGUGGUUCAAUUGGCUUUUGUAGUAAACUUACCCUUCUGUGGUCCGAAUGUGUUGGACAGCUUUUACUGUGACCUUCCUCAGUUCAUCAAACUUGCCUGCACAGACACCGACCGACUGGAGUUCAUGGUCACAGCCAACAGUGGAUUCAUCUCUGUGGGCUCCUUCCUCAUACUGAUCAUUUCUUACAUCGUCAUCAUUCUCACUGUUCAGAAACACUCUUCAGCUGGUUCACCCAAAGCUCUGUCCACACUUUCAGCUCACAUCACUGUGGUCGUCUUGUUCUUUAGUCCUCUGAU
This is a messenger RNA of Galeopterus variegatus (Sunda flying lemur), 431 nucleotides long. RefSeq names its product putative olfactory receptor GPCRLTM7. The transcript has a single exon. Gene Ontology annotation, molecular function: olfactory receptor activity; G protein-coupled receptor activity. The record is from RefSeq and is a predicted model, not a curated record. Gene Ontology annotation, cellular component: membrane. Lineage: Eukaryota; Metazoa; Chordata; Mammalia; Dermoptera; Cynocephalidae. Gene Ontology annotation, biological process: G protein-coupled receptor signaling pathway. The annotation marks the transcript as partial.